UUCAAUCUCGUUUAACAACUUAGUGGCAAUUCUGCCGGUGAGUGAACCACUUGCAUGUGAUAAUAUUGUGCUUGACGGUGAUUACGAAGUAGCGAGCAUACAGAACGUAAGAACCAGAAACACGUUAUCGCAAAUCUAUAACAAUUCAACUAUUUUUGGAUUAUCUAACAUUCAAGUACAAGUACAAGUAAGAGAUACCUUAAGAGAUACCCUAAAACCUACAAAGAGCUUCUUUUAUACAAACAUGGAAAAACACAUGCACACUAGAGGUGCCAAACAAUCGAUGGCACGACUGAACUAUCGAUGGUUCUAUGUCUCGAUAGUGGACGAUAAUAUCGUCAAAGGUUUUGGUGUUGGCACUGCUGGGGAAAUGGAAACGUUUUUAAAUGGCAAGGACAAUGGCGAGGAUUGCGACGCGGAUAAAAAUAACGGAGAGGAUGAGAUACCACGCAAGAGGACCAAAUAUGGUAUCUCUGGGGUGUGGUAUUAUUUUAAGAAGUGUGCGGAUGGCAAGUCUGCCAAAUGUACAAAAUGUGGCCAAAUAUUCCAAACAAGUGGUAAUACCACAAAUUUGUCUGCUCACUUAAAACGGAAACAUCGCAAUUUGAGCCCCACUGAAGAGCCGAAGGCUGCAGGCCCUAUCCUAACACUUCUUCAAACAAAAUAUGAUGCCUCAUCAGCCAGGAAAAAAUUACUGGACAGUGCGCUUACAUCGUAUAUUACAUCAGAUCUUCGCCCAUACUGAUUCGGCAUUUCGUUGAAAUUCCUGAUCCACGCUACCAGCUGCGAAGAACAUUGCGCGAUGUCUACAUUCCAAAGCUGUUCAUGGAAAUGAAACAGAAAUUGCACGAAAUUCUUGAUCAGAUUGAGUUCUGCGCUGUUACUACUGAUGGGUGGACCUCAAGAGCGAAUGAAAGCUAUUUUUUAGAACAGUACCUUUGCUUAAGCAAAAUUCAGAGACGCUCAAAAUAAGGAUAACCCACUCAGCUUAAAACAAGAAUGCCCAACAAGAUGGAACAGUGUCUAUCACAUGGUGCAAAGAUUUUUAGAAACCACAGAUGCCACUUGUAAGGUGUUACUCAACACUCUAAAGGCAUUAUUGCCCUUAUCUGCUGAUGAAAUUGCCAUUCUGGAAAACCUGGAAAAGGUUUUGUCUCCUUUUGAACACACGACUGUGGUCACCGUGUCGGUGGUCAUUCCUGUAUGCUGUGGCCUUCUUCAUAGUCUUGAAAAUCUCAAAGGCAAGCUAGCUACUGAGGAGGGUCAGCUUGCUGUUGCGAGUUUAAUAAACGGAAUAAAAGACAGACUACUUAAGUACGAGUCGCGCUCGAAUACGAGAAUGGCAACAGUCCUGGACCCCCGUUUUAAGAGGGAUGGAUUUUUACCCCCGUUUAACGUAAGCGAAGCGGAGAAAUUUUUAGAGAACGAACUCAUUAUGGUCAAAGCAUUGUCUGAGCUUCGUCCAUCUUCCUCCAACCUGCCAGCACCAAAACCAACAGACCAACACCACCCACUUUUCGACUUUCUUCAAAAGAAAAAAUCUGAAAAAAUUCGAAAAAGUCGAGUUGACUCAAUACUAGGACUGAAGCAAUAUUUCAACAUGGACAAUCUCCAUUGGACUACUGGAAGAUCUCAACUGACAACGCAUUUAAAAGAUGCGUGAAAAAGUUCUUGUCUGUCCCAACAACAUCCACAGAGAGUGAACGAAUGUUCAGCAAAGCUGGACAUAUCGCAAACCAAACAAGUAAGAAGGCUCUAGUCGAGACUGCUCGACUAGGAGAUACCCUGAACCCUCUAAGCUGAUAUUCUA
This is a messenger RNA of Drosophila mojavensis, 1810 nucleotides long. RefSeq lists its product as uncharacterized. Gene Ontology annotation, molecular function: DNA binding. The transcript has 4 exons. Bases 1031 to 1663 code for a protein of 210 amino acids. The record is from RefSeq and is a predicted model, not a curated record. Lineage: Eukaryota; Metazoa; Arthropoda; Insecta; Diptera; Drosophilidae.